Messenger RNA from Salvia miltiorrhiza (redroot sage), 1419 nucleotides. RefSeq lists its product as uncharacterized. The coding region runs from base 136 to 1260 and encodes 374 amino acids. The record is from RefSeq and is a predicted model, not a curated record. Gene Ontology annotation, molecular function: pseudouridine synthase activity; RNA binding. The transcript is spliced from 10 exons. Gene Ontology annotation, biological process: tRNA pseudouridine synthesis. Lineage: Eukaryota; Viridiplantae; Streptophyta; Magnoliopsida; Lamiales; Lamiaceae.
UUCGUCUACAGCAAAUUCACCCCUAUAAAUGCGCUAAAUGUUGCUUUGAUUUGGGCUUUUCCAAUCGGCGGCAACACACUCUAUUGUCGAUUCAAAUAAGAGUUACCCUAAAACCUCGAUUUUCCGGUUCGUGAAAUGAGAGAAGAGCAACCAGCUCAUUUUCCCUCUCAUCGAAGGCUCGAAUCCCUUGAACGUCCCCCUAAACUGGCGAGAAUCGACGCUGGAGAAUCCUCGGAGGAAGAGAGAGAGUUAGCUGAGAGGAAUAUGACUCCAAAUCCGAGAACUCAAAGAUACCUAGUAGCAAUUGAGUACAUCGGAACUAGGUUUUCUGGCGCCCAAAAGCAGUUAAAUGGCAGAACCGUUGUGGGCGUUCUUGAGGACGCGUUUAAAAAAUUCAUUGGGCAGCCAGUUUCCAUUUUCUGCUCGAGUCGGACUGAUGCCGGUGUUCAUGCACUAUCAAAUGUGUGUCAUGUAGAUGUUGAGAGGAUAAGCAAAAGAAAACCUGGUGAAGUUUUAUUGCCUCAUGAACCUGCCAUAGUUCAAAAAGCAGUCAAUCAUUUUUUACAGAAGAGUGAAGGUGAUAUAAUGGUGGUCGAUGUUAAGUGUGUUCCAUCUGAUUUUCAUGCACGCUAUAAAGCUCUAGAACGGACGUACUUCUACAGAUUGUUAUCUGGGAUGGAGCCUCUGUCUACCUUCGAGAAAGACCGGGCUUGGCAUGUCCCUGAAGAUCUUUCUAUUUUAGAUAUGCAGAAAGCGUGCAGAGUACUUGUUGGACACCAUGACUUUAGUUCUUUCAGGGCUGCUGCAUGCCAGGCCAAGUCACCUAUUAGAACUCUGGAUGAGCUAACUGUCACAGAGGUUGCUGCAAGCCCAUAUUUUCCCUCAGUGUUGGAGAGAGAACAAAGCAAUCAUGCCCUGGGCGGUUCUGCUUCAAUGUCAAAGAAGUUACAAGAUGAUUCUCCCUCUCUUUCUGGCAUUUCCAAUGAACUUAUUCAAAAUUCCGGAGCAGUGGCCGUUCAUAAAUUUGGAGUAAGGAAAAAGCACCGUUGCUUUGUGGUUACUGCAAGGGCACGGUCCUUCCUGUACCAUCAGGUCAGAUUGCUCGUCGGGGUCCUGAAAUCAGUGGGCAGUGGCGAUCUCACUAUUUCUGAUGUUGAAAAAAUCCUCGAAGCAAAGGAUGUAAGUGCUGCGCCUCCGAUGGCUCCUGCAUGUGGUCUCUACCUUGGACAUGUAAAUUAUGAUCUUCCUUCAGACAGCUGACAUUGCUUGUUUUCGUGGUGAAUUAGAAGCUAAUGGUUUCAUGUAACUAUGAAUCAGAUCAAAGUUUGUAUUGGUUUAGACUCACCCCCAAAUUGUUUCCUUCAACUUUUGAUCUGCAGUUUUCAGAUUUUCUAGUGGAAUUUUUACAAGGUUCUCUUA